This is a messenger RNA of Drosophila simulans, 3011 nucleotides long. Its product is annotated as 43 kDa receptor-associated protein of the synapse. The record is from RefSeq and is a predicted model, not a curated record. The coding region runs from base 729 to 2549 and encodes 606 amino acids. Gene Ontology annotation, molecular function: protein-membrane adaptor activity; acetylcholine receptor binding. Lineage: Eukaryota; Metazoa; Arthropoda; Insecta; Diptera; Drosophilidae. Gene Ontology annotation, biological process: chemical synaptic transmission. The transcript is spliced from 10 exons.
UCAAGAGGUGGUGUGACAGAGUGAACUGGUUAAAACUGGUUCCACUGAACCAUCUACAGCAAUAUGUUUUUCACCGCGCAUCCUCCGACAAAUCGUAGAGCACCACCACCAUGCGGGCAAAAAGAACAAGAACCUCCAACUGGACUACUACAUUGUCGAACGCACAGUUUAUAGAAGUGUAUGUUCUUGCGGAUUCAGCAGAGAUGUAGAACUGUAAUACUGCGUUCCGAUUUUAAGUAAAUAGCAUUAACGACCAUUUGAGGGUAAAAACAGUGCAAAUGUGCAUGUUCUUCGUUUUUUGGAAGACAUUACAGACUAUUCCACAAAUAUUUGUGACAGUGAAAGAAGCGAAUAUUGGAGCAAGGUCACUCAUACAUAUAACUCCUGUGAGGAAUAAGGAUUUAUUGCUGGUUCAAGGUACAGUGGUUGAUGUCGAAGCUGGACUUUAAUUACCUUUAAGUAUAGUUUCAGUAUUUUCUUACAUGUUUUCUACGACUACUUAGUUUAUAUUAAAUGUUAACAGCAUUUUUCUUUCUGACUCUCCAAAAAUAUUUAUAAAUGAGUAAGUUUUCUAUAAUAUACAGAAACACAAGAUUAAACAAGAAAAUUGCAAUUUUAACUUUCAUGGGCGUCGGUGGUGAGAAGUCUUAUGCAACUAAAGCCAGCUCGAUCUGAUUGGACCAUUUAAUUUUACGCUCCAAAAAGAUUGAAAAGAAAAGCAGCCUGCCAUGUCAUGGGAGAGCAUUAAUUCCAAGGAUCUCCUUAGCAUCCCACCAAGCCAGAAUCUGUCUGCAACACGUUUACUUACAUCACCUGAUGGAUCUCGUUACCUAUUGGAAAAUUCAAGCGACUUGUGUCACUUAGAUGAGAGUUUUUCGCGGUUGGCGGGAUAUGGAUCCAGUCCAGACGUAGGAUCACGUUCGGCAUGGGCUAGCCAGGCGCUAUUACGAUCAGGUUCUGUUAUCAGUUGCUUUUUGUCCUGCCAGCAAAGCUUAAGGCAGUACAUAGCUAAACGGAAGAUCGAGCGAGGACGACGGCUAUAUGAACAAAACAAUCAAACGGAGGCCGUACGCACUUGGCGUAGUGCACUGAAAGGGACGUGCCAAAGAGAGGACUGCUUCCAGCUACUAGGAUAUUUGUAUCAGGCACAUAUGGACUGGGGAAAAUUUCGUGAGGCAAUAGAAUUUAGUCAUCAGCAGCUCGGAAUUUCAGAGGAGCUGGAUUCGCCAAAUAUGAGAGCCGAGACGUAUUUAAAUCUCAGCAGGGCACACGCCAGCUUGGGAGGCUUAGAGCGAUCGCUGAGUUAUGCCAGGCACUCACUUUACAAUGAGUGCGGCACUAAAUGCAGAAGUGGACUUGUCCAUUUGACGGUUGCACGUGUAUACCUAGAAAUGGGUGGGUUCUCUAGGGCUUUGGAGGGCUUGCAGGGUGCCUACAAAAUUGCCACAGCUAUUGGAGAUCCAUCACUGGAGUUACAAGUGUAUGUCGCGCUUUCUGAGCUUUUCGGACGCCUUCAGGAUAACGAUAAAAGUGCAACAUACGCUUCUAAAGCCUACGACUUAUCACGAUCACUGCAACUGGGUGACCUAAACUCAUGCCACCAUAGAGCAGCUCUAUUGCGAAUGGCGGUUUCUCUCCGCAAGCAGGGUGAGCUUGGAGACGCGCAAGAUUAUUGUAAGGAGGCCACUAAGCUUUCCCUUAUUUCUGGAGACCAGGCGACUUACACGAGAAGUAUUCGCGUCAUGGGCGACAUUUACAGAAAGAAAAUGGACAUGGAUCGUGCAUUCCGGCAAUAUGAACAAGCUAUGGGUACGUCGGCAAGCUUAGGAGAUCGUAUGGCCCAAAUGGAGGCUAUGGAUGGAGCAGCUCGUUGUUUGGAAACACUCCGUCUACAGAACAAGAUCUGCAAUUGCAGACCACUAGAAUUUAACACAAGACUUCUGGAAGUUGCCAGCUCAAUUGGAGCCAAGUUUCUGGUUCGCAAAAUUCGUUGCCGACUGGCAUUGAUCUACCGGGCACUAGGAGACGAAGAUCAAUACAACACCCAUUUUAGACUAGCUAAUCAAACGGAUGCUGCGCUAGGCUUAAAUUGCGGAGCGUGUGGGGAGUUGCUUGGACUUCGUCCAGAAAACUUGGAAGCUCUACCCUGUGCACACAUUCUUCAUGCAAGAUGUGCCUAUGAAAUUUUGCGACGGCGGGAGAAAAAUGCCCCGCGAUCAUGCCCCGCCUGCAACAAACUGAUCAGCUCACGCACACAUCUCUGCGGCAGCGUUCCGGUUGAAAGUGAAAGCACCAACAGAGGCGGCACAGCCGCUUCUACCUUCAAUACGAAUUCUUUGUCGGUCGACGGCCUCCUAGGGAUAAACUCCGACAUCCUUUUACCUUCGGCUGCGUUUUGCUACGUUCAGAAUCCAGCUCUAGAUACCGAAAACAGCGCUCUCCUGUCUCCCAAAGUCAUUUACCACAGCAACUUAUCAUUGGCAUCGCUAAGUAUGCGUGCGUCUAGCCUGACAAUCGAUAGCGGCCAAAAUGUGACGUCAUCUGUGUGAAAGAAACAACUCCACUUUGAGCACCUAAAAGUUGGAAUAUCGUGAUAUCGUGCAAUAUCUGGAACGAUACGGAUUUUAUCGCUUGUUAUUAUAGAUAGAUAGUUUUUCUUUUGAAUUAUAGAUUAUUGCAUUUUAAAUGCUCACAGAAGUUUUUGAUUUAGUUCUAAGCCUGUUGCGAACAUUUGAGACACAAGCAUUUGAACUACUGCUUAUGCUUAGAUCCUAACUUGUUUCUCUACUACAGUACCUUAUCCAAACAAGUACUUGUCACGUAUUGUGUAUUGUCGUAGGCUAAAAUUAGUUCGCAGUUACAUGCUAGAUUGAUCUUACAUUUAGAGUAUGAAUGUGCACACACAAAAGUUGUUUAAAAUAAAUCGUUACUAUGUGUUACUAACACCAAUUAAUACAAAUAAAUUUAGUAAGUCUUCCUAACUGACUUAUACUUGUUGCUCGUUGAGUAAA